Aspergillus fischeri NRRL 181 is the source of this 774-nucleotide messenger RNA. RefSeq lists its product as uncharacterized. Bases 1 to 774 code for a protein of 257 amino acids. Lineage: Eukaryota; Fungi; Ascomycota; Eurotiomycetes; Eurotiales; Aspergillaceae. The record is from RefSeq and is a predicted model, not a curated record. The transcript has 2 exons.
AUGGUCAACUGGAAAGCCAACGAGUCCACCGACCGUCUGAUCGCGGUGCUCAUCGCAGCUCACCCAGGCCUUAAGCUCGAAUACCAAGCAAUGGCCACCCUCUUCGGCCAGGGAGCCACCUACGACGCCAUCGAAGGCCGCUUCCGCCGCUACCGCAAAAUGGCCGACGAAGUCAAAGCCGACGCGCUGAGCAGGGGCAUCACCGAGUUACCGCGCGGGCGGAACGGCACCACAGGCAGCGCCAGCAGCAGCGUCACGCCCCGGACCCCGCGCGGACCACGCGGCGGGAUCACCAAACCUUCGUCUUCUACCGGGAAAAGUAGGAAGAGCACUGUUAGCCAGGUGCUCUCGACGCCGACUAAACGGGGCCAGGGAAGAGGUGGUAGCAACAACAACGGCAGCGGCAUGUCGUUCAUGGAGGCGAUUUUCCUCGACGAUGGGCUCUCCGAGGAGGACAAGAAGGUGAAGAGCGAGGCUGCUGAGAUACUGACUGGGCUUGUGGGUAAUUCAGCCGUCUUGCAUGAUCUGACGGGUGCGAGUACGCCCACUGCGUCGUCUGCUUCAAUUGCCUCGAUGAAGAUGGAGGAUGCUGCGGAGAGUUUUUCGUCGGCGUUUGGCGAUGCUGUCAAACAGGAAGGUCGGGGGAUCGGUCAUGUUGCUGGCGGGGAUAUCGAUGUGCCUGCUAUUGAACAUGAUGAGUUCGAUAUGGCGGGUUUGUACUUUCACGGUCAUGGGGGGUACGACAUGGAUGAUAUCUACGGUGGGGCUGCGUGA